AUGGCCGGCCAGCCCCACACACCCGGAGACGGCGAGGCAGUGAGGCAGUACUUCCCUGCAGGAGUGUGGAACGACCUGCCGCCCAUUGAGAGGAAGAGAUACGGCAGCCUGUACAGAGGCCAUCUUGCCCUUGCCAGAGUGGGACUACCUCACAAACCACCAGACUUUAUGAAACAACAGCAAGAACAACAGCGAAAGCAACAUCAACAAACUCGCUGCCCUGGCAGAAGGCGAAAACGUAAAUAUGGUGAUGAUGAUGACGAUGAUGACGAGUGGACGCCUGAGUGUGAUGAGGCGGCGAGGUGUUCACGUGGUGCUAAGAUGGCCAGCGUGGCUGACAAGCCGCUGAGCGGAGGUCAGGCAGGCGUGGUUGGUCACUGGCGCACGGCGAUACUGGAGCAGCAGGAUGACCACGUCGCCAGGGUGGUGCCCCGCGGCCUGGCCAUGAUGAAGACUGUGUGUAGUGACAGCCUGACACCCGCUGCCAACGGCUGUCACCUUGCUAACAGCCACAAGAACAGCCUGACACUCGCCACCAACGGCUGUCACCCUGCUAACAGCCACAAGAACAGCCUGACACUAUCUGCCAACGGCUGUCACCCUGCUAACAGCCACAAGAACAGCCUGACAUUCACCACCAACGGCUGUCGCCAAGCUGACAACCACAAGAACAGCCUGAUACUCACUAGCAAUGGAUGUCACUCAGCUGACAGUCAAAAGAACGGCGUGACAUCCGCCACAAACGCCUGUUUCCGAGCUGACAACCACAAGAACAGCCUGACAUCCGCCACCAACGGCUCUCACGCAACUGACAGCCUGACAUCCGCCACCAACGGCUGUCACCCAGCUUACAGCCUGACACCCGCCACCAACGGCUCUGACAGCCUGACACCCGCCAUCAACGGCUGUCACCCAGCUGACAGCUUGACACCUGCCACCAACGGCUGUCACACAGCUGACAGCCUGACACCCGUCACCAACGGCUGUCACCCACCUGACACCCCCAUCAACGGCUGUCACCCAGCUAACAGCCUGACAUCCGCCACCAACGGCUGUCACCCAGCUGAUUGCCUGACACCCACCAACGACGGCUGUCACCCAGCUGACACCUUCAAUAACAGCCUCAAGAAAAGCCUGACAAUCGCCACCAAAGGCUAUAACCCAGGUGACAGCCUAAGACAAGCCACCAACGGCUGUCACCCAGCUGACAGCCUCAAGAACAGCCUGACACCCGCCACUAAUGGCUGUCACCCAGCUGACAGCCUCAAGAACAGCCUGACACCCGCCACCAACGGCUGUCACCCAACUGACAGCCUCAAGAACAGCCUGACACCCGCCACCAAUGGCUGUCACCCAACUGACAGCCUCAAGAAGAGCCUGAUACCCGCCAUCAAUGGUUGUCACCCAGAUGAAAGCUUUAGGAACAGCCUGACACCCGACACCAAUGGCUGUCACCCAGUUGACAGCCUCAAGAACAGCCUGAUACCAGUUACCAACGGCUGUCACCCAGCUGAUAGCUUCAGGAACAGCCUAACACAAGGUACCAACAGCUGUCACCCAGCUGACAACCUCAAGAACAGUCUAACACCCGCUAGUAACGGCUUUUACCCAGCUGACAGCCUCAAGAACAGCCUGACACCCGCCACCAAAGGCUGUCACCCAGCUGACAGCCUCAAGAACAGCCUGAUACCAUCUACCAACGGCUGUCACCCAGCUGAUAGCCUAAAGAACAGCCUAACACAAGCCACCAACGGCUGUCACCCAGCUGACAGCCUCAAGAAGAGCCUAAUACCCGCUAGUAACGGCUGUCACCCAGCUGACAGCCUCAAGAACAGCCUGACACCCGCCACCAACGGCUGUCACUCAGCUGACAGCCUCAAACCCUCAACCAACGGCUGUCACCCAGCUGACAGCCCCACACCCGCCACCAACAGCUGUCACCCAGCUGACAGCUUCACACCCGCCACCAACGGCUGUCACCCAGCUGACAGUCUCAAGAGCAUCCUGACAACCUUUACUUAUGUCUGUCACCCAGCUGACAGCCUCAAGAACAGCCUGACAUCCGCCACCAAUGGCUGUCACCCAGUUGACAGCCUCAAGAACAGCCUGAUACCAGUUACCAACGGCUGUCACACAACUGAUAGCUUCAAGAACAGCCUAACACAAGCCACCAACGGCUGUCACCCACUUGAAAGCCUCAAGAACAGCCUAACACCCGCUAGUAACGGCUGUCACCCAGCUGAGAGCCUCAAGAACAGCCUGACACCCGCCACCAACGGCUGUCACCCAACUGACAGCCUCAAGAACAGCCUGACACCCGCCACCAACGGCUGUCACCCAACUGACAGCCUCAAGAACAGCCUGACACCCGCCACCAACGGCUGUCACCCAACUGAUAGCCUCAAGAAUAGCCUGACACCCGCCAUCAAUGGCUGUCACCCAGCUUACAGCCUCAAGAACAGCCUGACAUCCGCCAUCAAUGGCUGUCACCUAGUUGACAGCCUCAAGAACAGCCUGAUACCAGUUACCAACGGCUGUCACCCAGCUGAUAGCUUCAAGAACAGCCUAACACAAGCCACCAACGGCUGUCACCCAUCUGAAAGCCUCAAGAACAGCCUAACACCCGCUGGUAACGGCUGUCACCCAGCUGACAGCCUCAAGAACAGCCUGACACCCGCCAUCAACGGCUGUCACCCAGCUGACAGCCUCAAGAACAGCCUGACACCCGCCACCAACGGCUGUCACCCAGCUGACAGCCUCAAGAGCAGCCUGAUACCAGCUACCAACGGCUGUCACCCAGCUUAUAGCCUCAAGAACAGCCUAACACAAGUCACCAACGGCUGUCACCCAGCUGACAGCCUCAAGAACAGCCUAACACCCUCUAGUAACGGCUGUCACCCAGCUGACAGCUUCAAGAACUACCUGACACCCGCCACCAAUGGCUAUCACCCAGCUGACAGCCUCAAGAACAGUCUGACACCCACCACCAACGGCUGUCACUCAACUGACAGCCUCAACAACAGCCUGACACCCGCCACCAACGGCUGUCACCAAGCUGACAGCCUCACACCCGCCACUAACAGCUGUCACCCAGCUGACAGCUUCACACCCGCCACCAACGGCUGUCACCCAGCUGACAGCUUCACACUCGCCACCAACGGCUGUCACCCAGCUGACAGUCUCAAGAGCAGCCUGACAACCUUUACUAAUGUCUGCCAACCAGCUAACAGCCUCAAGAACAGCCUGACACCCGCCACCAACGGCUGUCACACAGUUGACAGCCUUAAGAACAGCCUGACACCCGCUUGUAAUGGCUGUCACCCAGCUGACAGCUUGACACCCUCCACCAACGGCUGUCACUCAACUGACAGCCUCAAGAAUAGCCAGACAUCCUCUACCAACGGCUGUCACCCAGGUGACAGCCUCAAGAACAGCUUGACACCCGCCACCAACGGCUGUCAUCCAACUGACAGCCUCAAGAAUAGUCUGACAUCCGCUACCAAUGGCUGUUACCCAGCUGACAGCCUCAAGAACAGCCUGACACCCGCCACCAACGGUUGUCACACAACUAAUCAUCUGAUACCCACCACCAGCGCCUGUCAUUCAGCUGACUUCCUGACAUCCCUUUCCAGCGGCAGUCAGUCUACACAGCCACACAGUCUCCCUGUUUCGCCUCAUGCAGAGCGCCUCGCCGCUGCCACAGCCUUGAUGGCGUGGCGUCAGCAGCAAGGCGUGCUCCUGGACACCUUUCUCUCUGCUCUGGCUGACGGGCGCCUGGACCCUCUGUGCUCGUACAUCGAGGGCGUGACGGAGGGCAUGGCGCCGUCACCGCGAGGCAUGACCUGUCGGCCGCUGGCGGAGGAGGACGCUGAGGUAGCAACGGCAGCCGAGGCGCCCAGUCCCGGCGGGUGUGACGCCUGGCUGGGCGAGAUAGAGCAGGCCCUGAGGCACGGCGAGCAGCACUGUCCCCUGGGGCAGGCCCGGGAGGGGGAUAGUGGGGUGGAGGGAGUGACUGUGACGCAGUCUGAGGCAGAGGACACGAAUAGGAGGAAGGAAGACGAGAAGGACAAACAAAGUGAGUUGCGGAAGACAGAGCAGCAGACAAGGACGAAAGACAACACCACAGACGAGGAACUCGAGGAUGAGGAGCAGCAGCACCACCACCACCAGCAGCAGCAGCACGGUGAGGAGAAAGAGGAGGGAGGAGAGAAACAGACAGUGAAAACAGAAGGAAAGGAAGAGGAAGAGGAGACCAAAGGAAAGCAACGGAAGACACAGAUUAAGAAAGAGACGAAGCAGCAACACAAGACCGAAGAACAGGAACAGACAGAGACAACACAGCAGGAAGAUAAGGCUGAGCACAAAGUAAUGAAGAGGACACAACCAUCACCAACAACAGCAGCAGUGGCAGCAGCUGAGGACAAGGAGAACGUCAAGGCAUGCACCACGGACACCACACCACGUCCGCCAACCAGAAGGCCUAUGGGACCCGGGGCCCUGCUACCGCUGUCUGGCCCUGCUAGUGGCGGUGCCCUCAGCCGUCAUCACGCUCAGCAGACAGCGCCGCGGCAGACGAGGACACUGAGACCGAGGAACAGGCGGCAUUACUAUGAGGAAGAUGAUGUUCCCGCCGAGGAUGACUUCCUGUACUGCGAGGACUGUGAGAUGGAGUGGGUGGGAGAGUGCUCGCUGCACCCGCUCACUCUCGUUCUGGACACUCCAGUGUGUCGUGACGGCAGCGUGAGUCAGCGGGCGCGUCUCACCGCUCCUUGGCCCCUCCAGGUGGCACCUUCGCAGGUGGAGGGCGGUGGGCUUGGGGUGUGGACCGCUGCAGACCUCCCGCCACGCCUGGUCUUUGGUCCUUACGAGGAGACAAUAACAUGCCAACUAACCACUGACGCUCCCCGCCGCCCCUUCCUGCAGCUGCGGGGUCAGAGUGAUUCUUUGUGUUGCGUGGACGCCGUGGACCCAACCGUCAGUAAUUGGAUGAGGUACGUGAACUGCGCGCGGAGUGAGGCGGAGACCAACCUGGGGGCUUUCCAGUACAAGGCCCACAUUUACUACAAGACGCUGCGACCCAUUACAAGAGGCAGCGAGCUGAUGGUGUGGUACGGUGAUGAAUACGGCGCAGAGUUGGGACUGUCGCGGUCACAGGUGGCCAGCGAAGCCUGCACACCCGUGGGUGGCUACUCCUGCAGGAGGAGCCGCGCCCCUCACCGCCCCCCGGCAUCCGCCACACAAAUCUUCCCGCUCCCCGUGACUUCCGCGCCGCUAAAGGGUGACGAGGCAGACACAGAGACAGAAGGAGCAGGCAGCAGCGCCCUGCGUAACACAGCCGCCACUCUAACUGGCCCUGUACUGACGGAUGAAGCAGUAGUAAGGGUGACCUCAGGUAGACAGGGUUUGGGUGCCGCAGAGGGAGAAGAGAGGCGUGAGAGAGGAGACGCCGGGAUGAAGGAGGAGAGAGAAAGUGAGGAGAGUGAGGCAAAGAAACGCUUCCUGCAUCCAGCAGCAGAAAAAAGGCGCAGGAGAGGAGACACCGGGAGGAAGGAGGAGAGAGAGAGUGAGGAGACCGAGGCAAAGAAACCCUUCCAAUGUCCAGACUGUGGGAAGAGAUUCAGUCAAAGUGGUAACAUGAAAACACACAGACGCACUCACACCGGAGAGAAACCUUACGAGUGUCCAGACUGUGGGGAGAGAUUCAGUCAAAGUGGUCACAUGAAAACACACAGACGCACUCACACCGGAGAGAAACCUUACGAGUGUCCAGACUGUGGGAAGAGAUUCAGUGAGAGUGGUAGCAUGAAAACACACAGACGCACUCACACCGGAGAGAAACCUUACGAGUGUCCAGACUGUGGGAAGAGAUUCAGUGAGAGUGGUAGCAUGAAAACACACAGACGCACUCACACCGGAGAGAAACCUUACGAGUGUCCAGACUGUGGGAAGAGAUUCAGUGAGAGUGGUAGCAUGAAAACACACAGACGCACUCACACCGGAGAGAAACCUUACGAGUGUCCAGACUGUGGGGAGAGAUUCAGUCAAAGUGGUAGCAUGGAAACACACAGACGCACUCACACCGGAGAGAAACCUUACGAGUGUCCAGACUGUGGGAAGAGAUUCAGUGAGAGUGGUAGCAUGAAAACACACAGACGCACUCACACCGGAGAGAAACCUUACGAGUGUCCAGACUGUGGGGAGAGAUUCAGACACAGUAGUAGCAUGAAAACACACAGACGCAGAUAUCAUUAGCAAUCCUAAGUACUAUUAUUACUACUAUUUAUAUACUACUACUAUUUGCAUAACCAUUGUUGACUUUCUUACUUAUGACGUUUAAUAACUUUCCAGAAGCUUAAUUUCCUCACUGGAAUAAAAACCAGGCUGUUUGAAAAUCUUAAUUAUGUUAUGAA
This is a messenger RNA of Portunus trituberculatus (swimming crab), 6410 nucleotides long. RefSeq lists its product as uncharacterized. Lineage: Eukaryota; Metazoa; Arthropoda; Malacostraca; Decapoda; Portunidae. Gene Ontology annotation, cellular component: transcription regulator complex; PcG protein complex. The coding region runs from base 1 to 6252 and encodes 2083 amino acids. Gene Ontology annotation, biological process: regulation of transcription by RNA polymerase II. The record is from RefSeq and is a predicted model, not a curated record. Gene Ontology annotation, molecular function: DNA-binding transcription factor activity, RNA polymerase II-specific; RNA polymerase II cis-regulatory region sequence-specific DNA binding; protein binding. The transcript is spliced from 10 exons.